AUGACUAUGGCUGUUCGUCUCUCCAAGAUGGACAAUGGAGCUCUCAACGACGCCCAGAGCGACGCUGAACCUCAGCUGUUGAACACGCCCGAUUCGCAGAUCAGCAUGGAUCUGAGCGCGCCGCACGAGGCGACUCAGCGUCAGAUUGAAGCACAGGUCACUCAGUGUCUAGCAGGCUCAACAAUUCAGCCGACUCCUCGUUCAUUGCAGCAGGGGGUCCCCAAGGGCAUGUCACAACUUGACCAGAAUCAACAGUCGCAAAAACACAAUUCCCCCCAGCAGCAAGAUCUGUGGGGGGGGGGCAUAAUUAGGCAGCUGGAGCAGGACCUUGCCCACCAUAAUAAGCAGGAGGGCAUGCUGCCCGAGAAGACUCACCGGCUGCAGGCAAAGGAAUAUACGGAGCAGAUCAACCAGUUCAGCAGCGAGUAUCACGACAUGUGCAAUCUCAUCGACGCAGUGCUUGCGGAUUCAAUGGUCUCAGAUACAGGCGACACGAAUGAUGAGCCAGCAUCUGACUACCCGACGCAGAACAACCCACGACAGGGACCGUCUUCCUCACAGCCGUCUCAACCGCCGAUGAUGCCGCGUCAGUACUUAACUAUCCUAGCGGGUAUGAACAACAUGAAGCCGCAGUUUAUUCCUCCUGAAUAUGAGUCGGAGUACGCUGCGGUCUUUCAGGAGCUCUGUGGCUACGCCUCCCGGGUAUACCCUGCUUUGGAGCUCAUAAUUUGUGCAUACCACGACCACAUCGUUAAGAAGAUCAUGGCCGCGACCAUGACUGCCCUUCGUCAGCAAGAACUCAGUGAGCAGAAGGGUAGCCCGCACUAUCUGCUUCAAUUCGAGAGUAUCCGGAAUAUCACCGAUACGAUGAGGAGCGUCGUCCAAGCAAACCCGUAUAGUGGCAUGGCGCAGCAAGUGUUCCCUGGCUCCACUUCAGCAGUAGCGUCAACUUGA
This is a messenger RNA of Postia placenta MAD-698-R-SB12, 954 nucleotides long. RefSeq lists its product as hypothetical. Bases 1 to 954 code for a protein of 317 amino acids. The record is from RefSeq and is a predicted model, not a curated record. NCBI's taxonomy places the organism in Eukaryota, Fungi, Basidiomycota, Agaricomycetes, Polyporales, Adustoporiaceae. The transcript is spliced from 5 exons.